AAAUCUUCCCGGGAAAUCCGAGUUUCGCGGGAGGGCUCUUGAGCGCGUAAAGCGUAUCCCUUCAUUCAUCAGGCCGCUUCCUGAAGCCACUUCUCGACGGGCCGAACGAGACUUGCGCUACUUUUUCAUCCGUCGCAUCUGCCUAAAUGCACGCACACGAGGACCAGUACUUUGCAAAAGUCGAUGAUUCAGACGUUCAUCUUUGCUUCGGUCUGAUUAUUUUUGUCACUCUCGCGGUGGAUUAGCAACACGAGCGGCUCGAAAGUGUCGAGACAGAACUGAGGAAAAAAAAAAGGGGGGCUACCCGAGAACAAGAUGAGAAGAGGGAUCUCUUCGGCUCCGGACAAAGUGAUUUUAGCGGGCGUCGGGGGCUCUCAUUUGGACAAUAAUAUCAUUUUGACAGCGCUCUCGGAUCACUUGAACCCCGCUCAGGCCAACGCGACUUAUAUCCAAAUCAUAACGACACCGCCGCCUCGCAACGUUCCCCAGACGUCAAAUGUAUGCUCGUCCGAGCCGUCCGUAAACAACAUUUACACAACUCCACAACAGGCUGCAGCCAACGGAGCAGGACAUCGACCCGCCUUAGGAAGACCGCCGGCCAAAAGGCGCCUAGCCCUCGAUGAUUCAGACCACCAGUACCUGUCGGAACCAUCGAGGACCCCAAGAGGCAGAGGGGGCGCUACGUUGGCCAAUGGAGCACUUUUAAAGACUCCCAAAACGCCCAAGUCGCCACCAGAGAGGACGCGGUACGACACCUCCUUGGGCCUCUUAACAAAGAAGUUUGUGGACCUGCUCGCCCAGUCUGUCGAUGGAGUUUUGGACCUAAACCUUGCCGCAGAAACUUUGCAGGUGCAGAAAAGAAGAUUGUAUGACAUCACUAAUGUACUUGAGGGCAUUCACCUCAUCAAGAAGAAAUCAAAGAACAACAUUCAGUGGAUGGGCUGCAGUCUGUUGGAGGUUGAGGGCUCGCUGAACCAGAGACAAAGACUGGCGGCAGAGGUUUCAGCGCUGGUGGAAGAAGAGCAGAGACUCGAGCAGCUCAUCCAGAGAUGCAGCCUGGAUGCCAGGCACAUGAGCGAGUCGCCCGGCAAUGAGAAGUAUGCAUAUGUGACCUAUGAAGACAUCAAACGGCUGGGAAACCUUCAGGAUCAGACUGUGAUUGUUGUCAAAGCGCCCACAGACACCAAACUAGAAGUAACAGACCCUGAUGAGAGUCUAUCCAUCCACUUGACCAGCACCAGAGGUCCUAUAGAGGUUCUGUUAUGUCCAGACGAGGAGAACGAACACAGUAGUCCGGUGAAAAAUGGCGGCAUGGACAUCAAUGGGAACUCUCCUUUCCUCAAAGUCCUUCAAGAGCCCACCGUCCUGACCCCGUCCCCCGGCACCUCCACCACUGUGUCCGUUACGGCUCUGUCGCCCAUCUCGUCUCCGUACACCAGUCUUCUCCAGCAAACGGAAGACCAGAUGCCCUCGUCGCUGGGGCCCUUUUUGAACCUGGGGCCUCCUCUGCUGGAGCAAGAAGACUACCUUUUAGGAUUGGGAGAUGACCAGGGAAUCAGCGACUUGUUUGACACCUGUGACUUUGAUAGGAUGCCCUCGCUCGGCCUUGAUGACCUCCUGUGCAGCUAGCGCUAGCCGAUCCAGAUCCCGGUCAUGUGCAUUGAAGUGAGUUGAAGAUGUGGUGAGCUUGGAGGCCUGUGACUUUGUAGUUAGUACAAGCCAAUUCUAAAUGCAAGGAAAUUCAACAAAAAGGGCUAUUUUUCCCCUCCAGUCCCCAGGCAGACAAAAUGGCAUGUUUACUCGUCGUGUCACAAAUACAGAUUUUCAGCUGAAGAUGUGUCGUCUCAGACCCUGCGAGGACUCCAGUAAAGCUUGAGGGGAGAUACUAGGUACUUAAAAUGCAUGAAUAGAAAUAUCAGCCUUUUCAAAAUAAUUGCAGUCAACGUAGUCAGAGAGGCAUAUUCAGAAGACACCACUUGGCUUGUGAAAGGAAGCUGGGAUACUUUUUAUGCUACAAAACAAAUGCACACAUUAAGAUGAACUUCGAGCCACUUCAAUAUUUUAUGUAAAUUUGUAUAUUAAAUGGGACGAAACCUUUUCAGAAGUCAAAGCGUUUCCUCAUACCAAAAAGUAAUUUCGAAGUCUUAAGUGUCCCAUUUGUUUUAUCAUAGCCAUUAAGAGCAGUCACACUUGAUUGUUUGAGACAAAUUUGGCCAGUUAUGAAACUUGAAUUUAUUUAUCGCAACUGAUUACUUGAUAAAUGUAAGCUCUAGACCUACACAGUGCGGCGUGACUUUGUGGCCCAGAGGAGAGUCACACAACUCUUGACUGCUACAAAAGUAAAUUGACCACUUCCACUUUGCGACAUGAGCCACUUGGUGUUUUCUGCAAGGCUGUAUAAGACACGGUCUAGGUGAGUAGUAUUUUUUUAGGUUGUGAUUACUAUUAAUGGAUUUUAAAACCGGAGAAUAAACUCGAAAUAUCUUGGUCAUUUAAAAAAAAAACACAAAAAAAAAAAACACACAGAACUAUUUCUCAGCCACCAUCUCAAUAUGUCAAACUCGAAAUAACAUCCCUUAUUGGAGGCUUCUCGCUCCCAGUGGCUCACUAUAUUUGCUGACACAUCUGACAGUAAAACAAAUGUCUGAAUCUGAAACUCGGCAAACCUGCGGCUGCAGGUCGUAUUGCUGCUGUUAGUGUUAACUUUAAUCCCGACCUGAUAUGUUGCAAUCGUAUGCGCUCAAGUCAGAAGAUCGUGCUUGCUCAAGUGUAAGCCCACCAUGUGUAAAUGGAUGGAUAAGAAUUUUUCUAAAAAAAAAAAAAAUAAAACAUUAUCUGCGCAUAAGGUACCAUGGGC
Messenger RNA from Phyllopteryx taeniolatus (common seadragon), 2857 nucleotides. RefSeq names its product transcription factor E2F3-like. Gene Ontology annotation, molecular function: protein dimerization activity; RNA polymerase II cis-regulatory region sequence-specific DNA binding; DNA-binding transcription factor activity, RNA polymerase II-specific. Gene Ontology annotation, cellular component: RNA polymerase II transcription regulator complex. Gene Ontology annotation, biological process: regulation of transcription by RNA polymerase II. The record is from RefSeq and is a predicted model, not a curated record. NCBI's taxonomy places the organism in Eukaryota, Metazoa, Chordata, Actinopteri, Syngnathiformes, Syngnathidae. The transcript is spliced from 8 exons. Bases 316 to 1629 code for a protein of 437 amino acids.